This is a messenger RNA of Cydia fagiglandana, 6446 nucleotides long. It is a transcript of the gene Ube4A, whose product is annotated as ubiquitin conjugation factor E4 A. Gene Ontology annotation, cellular component: cytoplasm; ubiquitin ligase complex; nucleus. Gene Ontology annotation, molecular function: ubiquitin-ubiquitin ligase activity. The transcript has 16 exons. Gene Ontology annotation, biological process: protein polyubiquitination. The record is from RefSeq and is a predicted model, not a curated record. Lineage: Eukaryota; Metazoa; Arthropoda; Insecta; Lepidoptera; Tortricidae. Bases 199 to 3315 code for a protein of 1038 amino acids.
UUGUGUGAUAGUGAAUUUUUGUCAUAGUUUCAAAUGAAAAAUUUGAUUAAUCAUUUUAUCAGUAUAGUAAGAAAAGUAUACAUGCUAGCAUUUGUGCUCGACGGUCAUAAUACUAGUAAAUCUGAAAUGAAAUAAGAGUAGUGUACAUUUUGAUUCACAAUUUAUUUGAUUACACUUUUUGUCUGCAAGAUUUUAAUAAUGUCCGAGCCAAAUAAUCCAUUUGCGGGUUUGCUGGGAGUGUCAGAGGUGAAUGCAACCAAUAAUAAUACAAAUUAUGUGAACCCUGACGCAGCUCUACAAGAGAACCCUAAGAAAUCACAAGAAGAUGAGGAUGCUGAAAUAAUUAACAACAUUGUUGAAAAUGUUUUUCACUUUACGAUAAACGCAAAUGCACUACAAGGACCUCAAAACAAUAGACAGUUGAUAUUCUUAGAAGAACUAGCUGAGGCGAUGAAACCUCGCAUUCACAUAGAUUUGGAGGCAUUGGAACAGGCACUUUUUGAAAGACUACUUUUGCCUGACAUUGAACUGUGUGUUAUACCCAAAAAUAAUAAAGUAUUUCAAGAACAUGUGGUCCAGAAGCAGGUGUUUUCGUAUUUAUUUAGCUCUAUUCAAACUCUUCAAUGUUAUGAGAACCAUAGUUCUACUGUUGUGAAAAAUGGGGUGCAAAAGAUGCGUGAGCUGAUAUUCAGAAAUGCUGUAACAGCCCUUAAGCAACCAGCCCUGUUUGAGGGACAAGACUUCACUGCGCAACUUGUAGAAUUAUUGAAACAUGUUGAUCCUCAAAGUCACGCAUUCUUUAUUGACAUUGUAAAGGCAUUUGUUUUUGAUGGUGAAGAUGGGGUUCAGGAACAGUUGCGAGACACAAUGGUGCCAGUUCUACAAAUGCUACAUGCUGAAGUAAACAAGUCCAAUAUCAUCAACCUUCCUAUCUACAUCCUGCCAUCUAUACACAUUUUUGCCAGUCAUCCAAACUUAGCACAAAUUUUAAUGGAAACAUGUGAACCAAAAAAUAAAACGAAUGGAAGGUUUUACCAAGACUCGGUUAUAGGCGCACUUCUGAGCCUAUCAGUUCUACCAAGAACAUCUUCCUCAUUCCAUCAGUUCUUUGAUAACCCAAUGGAUCAGUCGGCAAUAUCAUUGAUGGAGACAUCAAUUUGGAAUGCGUCUUCACAUCUCACUAACAAUCUACACAAGAUAUUCCUGACGCUGCUCAAAGGGGGUCCGCAGAUGAGGAACCGUUUGUUGUCAUGGAUCGGAAACUGUUUAAAGAUGAAUGUUGCUAAAGGCAAGCUGUGGAAUGUUCAGGCUGGUGAAGUUAGCGCAGCAACACUGAGCUGUGUCUCGGAUGGCUUCAUGUUGAACCUCGGAGCAGUACUUCUCCAUCUAUGCCAGCCAUUCUGCACCACCGCUGAUGACCCCAAAUCACUCAAAAUUGACCCCACAUAUGGUGCUGUACCUCCAGAAGAAUGUGAAGCCAAAUCAGUACAUCUAGAUUGCCUACACAGCGAGACGAGUCUGCUGCCAUCUAGGGAAGACGAAAACAACCAGUCGUUGAAGAGGCCCACAGCUGACACCUAUAACUUUGUUACCGAGUGCUUUUUCAUGACGCAAAAAUGUAUUGAUUUGGGUGUCCGAGUGUGCGCAGAGAAGCUGUACCGCUGCGGACAAGAGUUGGGGCGCGCGCAGCGAGCCAUGGCGGACGUGGGCGGCGCGCACCACCUGCUCGAGCCCAUGCGGCAGAGGACUCACCAUCUCAUGACCAAAUUCGUGAGCCUCCGCUGCGCGCUACUGGAGAGUGAAAUGCUGACAAAUCUAAACCGACUACAAGCCACCACUUGCACUUGGCUGGUGCAAGUGGCUAUCCGGCCCGAUCCAGCCGCGCCGCAGGCCAACUACGCGCCUACAAAUAUUGUGCCUGUGGAGAUGCCUAUCCGGACACCGCCGCCUGAUACUUUACGGUGCAUCCCAGAAUUCGUGCUAGAAAACAUAGUGGUGCUAAUAACAAUGGCGCGGCGCACAGUGGGGGCCAUCACAGAGGAAGCGGACGUAGCGGGGCUACUACAGCCCGCGCUCACGCUCGUGCUCACGUUCAUGGGCGACUCCGGCCGCACCUACAACCCUCACCUCAGGGCUCGUCUAGCAGAAUGCCUGGAGGCGAUGUUGCCAAACCACCCCGACGAUCAGCAGCCAUUAAACAGCCUCGCAUCCUUCUACCGUGAGCAGUUGUUUAAGGAGCAUCCACAUAGAUUACAGUUGGUGCCCUGUCUACUGGACGUGUUCGUGGGCAUAGAGAUGACUGGUCAGAGCGUCGCGUUCGAGCAGAAAUUCAACUACCGCCGCCCCAUGUACCUUGUGAUGGACUUCCUGUGGACCAUGGAGGAGCAUAGAGAUGUAUUCACUCGACUGGCCAAAGAAGCUGAAGCCAACAUGGAAGCGGUCCAUCCACCCAUAUUCCUGCGGUUUGUGAACCUGCUCAUCAAUGACGCCAUCUACUUGCUGGAUGAGGCGCUUGGCAACAUGGCGCAGAUCCGGACGAUGCAAACUGCACAAGAAUCAGGCGCUUGGGCUAAUCUAACCCCACAAGAGCGCGAGCAGAACUUCGGGAACCUUUCCCACAUCGGCAUGCUCGCUCGCUUCGACAACAUACUCGGGCGCGACACCAUCCGUACCCUCGUGCGGUUGACCGCUCACGCUCCGUACGUGUUCUGCCAUCCCACGCUGGUCGAGCGGAUCGCGUCUAUGCUCAAUUAUUUCCUGUUACAUUUGGUUGGGCCUAAUAAGAAGAAUUUAAAGGUAAAAGAUAUGAAAGAGUUCGAAUUCGACCCCGCCACAACAGUGCUGGACAUCUGCCGCAUGUACGUGGAGCUGGGCAGCAGCGAGCGGUUCUGCGCCGCGGUGUCGGACGACGGCCGCUCCUACUCGCCGCAGCUGUUCACGCUCGCCGAGGCCGUGCUGGUCCGUAUCGGCGGCGGUUCCUUAAUCGGAUCUCUACAAGAAGUGGCCCAGCGCGUAGCCACCCUGGCUGAGCAGAGACAGCGCGACGAAGAGAUCCUCGCCAACGCGCCCGAAGAGUUCCUCGAUCCUAUUAUGAGCACACUCAUGCUCGACCCCGUCACGCUGCCGUCCUCGCGCACCACAAUAGACCGCACCACCAUCGCCAGACACUUGCUAAGUGACCAGUCGGAUCCCUUCAACCGAUCGCCGCUAUCCAUGGAUCAAGUGAAAUCUAACGUUGAACUAAAAGAGAAAAUCCACGCGUGGAUCGCCGAACAGAGGCAGAAAAUUGCUCAACCCCGGACCAGCGACACAUAGAUUUUAUAAUUUUGUAUGUUACUUGUUAGUCGGCAUACUAGACAGGCUAGUAUCGUCAUAGUUAGUCUUUAAUAGCGUUGUGCCAUUCUUGAGAACCUACUCUAUUUUGUAUCGAGUUUCUAUGCAAAAUCGAGAGCAUUUUCGAGAGUGGUAUAACAGUUUUUUAGGUGCGUCCAGAUUUGGCAAUUACGCCGCUCGACACCAUUCAGGAAAGGGUCAGUAGCUAUUUAUAUGCAUUUUGUAGUACGUUAAGAAGAGUAGGUGCAAUAUGUGAUGAGAAUGGCGCGCUACCGGAUUUGCCAGAUUUGGACGGACUUUAAAAUUGGUCCUGUAAGAAAAUGCAGUAGGUAUCAUAGAAUAAUAUCUUAAUGGCUAAACGUGUCUGGAUUAUAUCAUCUAUUUUUACCAUUUAUCCACAGCGGCAAUUUGACUUUAUUUUUGUCAAGUUGACGAUGGCACAGACAACUGUCUAAAUUAUUAGACAUGCAAAGUGAAAGCGUUUAUUGUGGGUUCUUGUAGAGCGCGAUAAAGAGCCACACGGUCUUUUUUAGCAUAAGCUAUAAAAUAAGUUUUAUAUGUACUUGUAAGUUGGUUGUGUGUAGGGUUUUCUUCACACCCCGUCCUCAAGUACAGCGUAUAAGGGUAAGCUUGUGACGGUGUCCUAAUGACCAUAGCUGGAUAUCCACCGAGCGAAUAAUACCACAGCGAACCACGUUCGACGUGUUGCCUCUCUGUCGCACUUGUAAAUUCGUACGUAAGUGUGACAGGGAGGCAACACGUCGAACGUGGUUCGCGGUAGGCUCUCUAGUUCAGCGCGCAUAAUAACCGUGUGAUACAGUCGAAAGUUUUAAUUUACGACCCAUUUUGCACCUUGUCACGGUGACAAUCAAUAUGAAAUCGCUAGAGACCUCAUACUAUUAUCACUGUGACAGGUGCAAAAGGGGUCAUAAAUCAAAACUUACGACCGUACAUUAGAAAACUAGUUCGCGCAAACGUGUACUUUGUUACGAGGGAACAUGGUAUACAAUUAUAUGACUUCGAAACCUGCUGAAGCUUUCCGUGGAUAUCAAGCUUUGUACGAUUAGAUACUAGUUGCCUAAGAGCAUUCAGCGAGCAUUAUUAUUAUGGGCCGGUUGCACCAAAUCCUCAGUCAGCGUCAUCGUAGUAAUGUUUAACACGUCUAUAACAUUUUCUUGUGAACGACCGGCGAUAUUUUAAUGCAAGUAAAUGCGCUUUACUAAUGUGACAGACAUAUACCUAAAUAGGCAUCGCAUGUUCUGCUAUUUAUAUAAACACUAAGUGUGUCAUUUCAUGUGUGACAUUUGUAACGUCACAAGGGUAAUACAUUUGUCGUGUAAUAGACAUACAGUGAUAUCUAAAAUAAGAUGGUGCAAACUGGCGUUUGCGCAUUUAAAUUGGGAUAGUUUAGUGCGUUUUGGGGAUGAUUAGAGUUAAAAUAUAGUUAGUUACUUUUAUCCAGGUGAUCUAUUCAGAUAUAUGUCUGGCUAAAAUCUGUCCCGAACACCCAAAAGAAGCCAUAAAUAACUCUGAACGUUAGUUGUAUCACAGAAUAAAUAAUAGUACUACCGUACAGAAAGGAAGCUUCCUACAAAACCGAAGUUUGACAGCGGUUCAGGGUCGAAUCAUGCUAUCCCUUUCUAAUACAUGGCACUAUCCCUUUCGGCCAAUUAGGGUUGUCAAAAUUCAAGUGAUUAUCUUAUCUGUGGUCGUGCACGCAAAAGGAAGUCAAGUGGUGCCAACCCUAAUAAUUGCUCGGAGCAAUGCUGAGCCGAGCGGAGCCGAGUUUGGCCGAAGUCAGGAGCUUCGCACCCCUGGUUGUAUAUGAAUGUGAUGUUUACAUGUCAAACCAUUGUACAUUAGCUUGUUUACAUAAAAUGACUGUUCGACCGACAUUCCCCUGUAUAGUUUUCCAUUCGUUCAAGUGAGUAUAACGACGAGAAUGGUGCAAUUUUAUUUGGUGAACUAUUUUGUGAUAGCUAUAGUAAUAUAGGUUGUUAAAUUUAUUUGUAUUUCAGAAUGUAUUUAUCGUUUUAAUAUAUAUUUAUUAUAAAUUACUUAGGUAUUGAUUAUUAAGUAUUCAAAAUUAAAAUGCACUGAAUAUUUAUUUAAAUGAUACUGAGAUAACUGCUACUUUAUUGAUUUGAAUGCAUACGUUUACGUUUCUUUCUCUGACCACCUUUUUUUUGUACAAUUGUGUACAGAUUAUAAACUCUUAAUUACAUCAGUCGAAUAUAUUUUACGAUUUGGGCCGUGUUGCAUAAUAAACUACAACUAAUAUUACAAGCGGAACUCCUUUUCUAAUAAGUGAAAUUAGAAAAGGAGUUCCGCUUGUAAUAUUAGUUGUAGUUUAUUAUGCAACACUGCCUAGGACUUAUGAAUUUAUGACAUAGGCAGACAGUGUAAAGCUCUGAUUUCCUAAGAUAGCGGUGCCGUCAUAUGUAUAGCGGUCAUCUCCAUACAAAAUACUAAUCAUCCUUAUUUAGCUGUAUUAUUUUGUAUGGAGACGACCGUUAUAUGACGGCACCGCUAUCCUAGGAAAAAUUUCGCAAGUAGCUAAUUAAUAAUGAAACAUUUGCUAAUCCGGCAAGUGGACUAAAACUAGCGCAAUGGCCCUAGUAAAUUUGCUGAAGUAUAUCAUUUCGACUGGUACAAUAACGUGACCUGCAGCCAAAUUAUCGGUUCGUCCGAGAUGCACCUACAUUUUAAGAUUAUAUUAAUUGACAUUUUCAGCUGAAUAAAACGACAGGGGACAUUUUUGUAUGCACGGUAAGCACGUAUGUAUUGUAUGUUCACGUUUGUCGCUUAGUACUGGCUGAGGGUGCGUGGUAGAAAACUAAAAGCGAUGAUUUAGCACGACAGAUAUUCAUACGAUAUAAUAUAAGAUAUACAAACAAUUGUCAACUGUCAGCUUUUAUCACUUUUAUGUCCCAUAGCCGCGAGGCGGGCGUUACUGCUAGAGGCACAUAAUCAGUACCUAUCAAAAUAUCAGUAUGGAGCGACAUUCUCUGCAUUUUUGCCUUGUGUUCAUUUGUUUCCAUUUUAGGUAUAUCUAAAGCGAAUUGGGAAUGCGGCACAGCAUUGUGAUGAAUGUCAAUAAAACAGAAAACAUA